Molecule: messenger RNA, 324 nt
Organism: Fusarium sp. VM40
Lineage: Eukaryota; Fungi; Ascomycota; Sordariomycetes; Hypocreales; Nectriaceae
Source: the annotation of a GenBank genome assembly
AUGGUCUAUACAAUCGUUGUUCACCUCUACGCCAAGGAUGAUGAGGAGUCCCUCAAGAAGCUCACCGCCAAGCUGAUUGAGGCUAGCCGCGUCUACUCCCAGGACAAGGAGACCCUCUCGUGGCACGUUAUGCAGUCCACCUCUGACAAGCGCGCCUUUACCAUUGUCGAGCGCUACGAGCAGGAGAGCAGCCAGGAGUAUCACUUGAAUAACCCUUACUGGAAGACUUUUGACCCCUACGUCAUUCCCCUGCUAGAGAAGCCUAUGGACUUGAGAAGAUUUGAGGAGCUUGACACCAGCAAGGAUGUUGAGGUCCCUCAAUAG